AAAGAAAGAGCUAUUCAGUACAAUGGCUACGCUGAUGAGAACCGCAUGCGAUAUUUCUAUUUCUUGAAAUCAAAAAUAAUGACGCUCAAGGAAGCAGCCAAAGCCGCGAACGCCAAUUAUGAUACCUCACGCAUAUGGAAACAAGCCUAUAAGAAUGAUUCAGAAAAGAAUAUACCCUUGAGGAAACCAAUCGCACCUCAAACAGACCAAUCAGUCGACUAA
Molecule: messenger RNA, 222 nt
Organism: Mycotypha africana
Lineage: Eukaryota; Fungi; Mucoromycota; Mucoromycetes; Mucorales; Mycotyphaceae
Exons: 1
Source: RefSeq, a predicted model, not a curated record